GGAAGCCGUCUCGGGUACUCCGCCCUCCCCACUGGCAGCCAGCCGCGGCAUUGCUUAAGAAACCCGGCGGCAAGCGGGGAUGGCGGCUGUGGCUUCGGCUGCCAGGUGGCUGUUCAGCCUCAGGGCGGCAGGGGCUGAGGGGCACUGGCGUCGGCUCUGUGGCGCGGGCCUGGCGCGGGGCUUUCUGCACCCCACCGUGACUGGCGAGGAUGCGGCCCAGAGGCGGCAGGUGGCUCAUUUCACUUUCCAGCCGGACCCGGAGCCCCGGGAGUACGGGCAAACUCAGAAAAUGAAUCUUUUCCAGUCAAUAACAAGUGCCUUGGAUAACUCACUGGCCAAAGAUCCUACUGCAGUAAUAUUUGGUGAAGAUGUUGCCUUUGGUGGAGUCUUUAGAUGCACUGUUGGCUUGCGAGACAAAUAUGGAAAAGAUAGAGUUUUUAAUACCCCAUUGUGUGAACAAGGAAUCGUUGGAUUUGGAAUUGGAAUUGCAGUUACUGGAGCUACUGCCAUUGCAGAAAUUCAGUUUGCAGAUUAUAUUUUCCCUGCAUUUGAUCAGAUUGUUAAUGAAGCUGCCAAGUAUCGCUAUCGCUCUGGGGAUCUUUUUAACUGUGGAAGCCUCACUAUCCGAUCCCCUUGGGGCUGUGUUGGCCAUGGGGCUCUGUACCAUUCUCAAAGUCCUGAAGCAUUUUUUGCCCAUUGUCCAGGAAUCAAGGUGGUUAUACCCAGAAGCCCUUUCCAGGCCAAAGGACUUCUUUUGUCAUGCAUAGAGGAUAAAAAUCCUUGUAUAUUUUUUGAACCUAAAAUACUUUACAGGGCAGCAGUGGAACAGGUUCCUGUAGAAUCGUACAACAUCCCACUGUCCCAGGCUGAAGUCAUACAGGAAGGGAGUGACGUUACGCUGGUUGCCUGGGGCACUCAGGUUCAUGUAAUUCGGGAGGUAGCUUCCAUGGCAAAAGAAAAGCUUGGAGUGUCUUGUGAAAUUAUUGAUCUUAGGACUAUAAUACCUUGGGAUGUGGACACAGUUUGUAAGAGCAAAGAGUCAAUCCUCUAAUUAUCUGGAACUUCUAUGAACCAGCAUUCAAUAAAAAAAUUGCUAAGUAGAUGAAGAGACAGGAAUAUUUGAUCAAUAGCAAAGAGGAAACAAACAAAAAAAGAAACAGCUGAUCCAGCUAUUGGAGUUAGUAGACAAGGACAUCUUGAUUGUUAUGCUUAGGAAUAUAGAGAAAAGAAGGAACAAAAGAGGUAAGAG
Molecule: messenger RNA, 1249 nt
Organism: Cebus imitator (Panamanian white-faced capuchin)
Lineage: Eukaryota; Metazoa; Chordata; Mammalia; Primates; Cebidae
Gene: BCKDHB
Product: branched chain keto acid dehydrogenase E1 subunit beta
Exons: 9
Coding region: 80-1051 (323 amino acids)
Biological process (GO): response to nutrient; branched-chain amino acid catabolic process
Molecular function (GO): catalytic activity
Source: RefSeq, a predicted model, not a curated record